Molecule: messenger RNA, 2032 nt
Organism: Bolinopsis microptera
Lineage: Eukaryota; Metazoa; Ctenophora; Tentaculata; Lobata; Bolinopsidae
Product: syntaxin-6-like
Exons: 2
Coding region: 64-1737 (557 amino acids)
Biological process (GO): regulation of gene expression; vesicle fusion; intracellular protein transport
Cellular component (GO): SNARE complex; membrane; endomembrane system
Molecular function (GO): SNARE binding; SNAP receptor activity
Source: RefSeq, a predicted model, not a curated record
AUAUAACAAAUAAUUUGAGAGAUGAUCCUAAGUGUUUGAUUAAUGUCAGAAACUAUUCAAUGAAUGGAAUCUGAUGGCAGUCAACCUCUGCCAAGUGUAUGCAGGACUUGUGAUGCACGCUUCAUCAAUGAACUCCUUCGUAUACAACAUGUUCGCCACUGCCAUCCUGAAUCCUUACAAUAUCCUUGUGUUAUGUGUGGCAUAAAAUGUGAAUCACAGGAUGCUUUAACAAGGCAUGUUCGCAACAAGCACACAAAAAAGAAAAAAAGGGAAUCAGAAACAAUAUCUGCUGCAACUCUUUCUAAAGGCACAGCCAAACUUCCAACUGCAAAGAAUUCCAGUCUUGUCACUAUGCAGAAGAAUGCCAGCAAGACAGUGUCGAAAGUGUCUCCCCAAUGGAGGGCUAGAGUUGAAAUGGCAUGCAUGCGCUAUGCAAUGGUUCAUGGUAAACAUAAAGCUCAACUUCGAUAUGCCCAACUAGAACCUGGCUGUAGAAUAGGUUGGCGACGUUUGACAGAAAUAUUGAGUAUGCAUAAGCAUGAUAAGACUGGUAAGAAAGCAGCAUAUUUGUACAAGAGAGGUCGUAAGGGUGGCAAAAAAGAUGUACAACUUUCUAAGCUUGCUAUUCCAGCUGGUAUCAAGUCUGACUGUGGUAAGUUUGGUGUUACUUAUGGUAUUGAUGAUGCACAAUGGGAGUUUACUUUACAAUAUCCUAACUACAUUUUCUCCUAUGCUAGCGUAAGAAAUUGGUGUGAAGCUGAGAGAAUGAAAUUAGAAAAAGACAGUAACUUGGAAAAGCCAUUUGAUGAAGAAUUUGUUUCAUCACUUAAUGAAGCUGUGCUCAACACAAAAUCAUUAUCGAUAAGUGAGGCAGAAAAGACCAUAAAGAAUGAGGUGCAGAAAUAUAACCAAGAAAUUGAUGAUGAUGAGAAGGCUAUUAAUGAGGACAAUGCUGUCGAAGAAUGGCUACAUGUAAUAAACAAUCAAAUGGCAGAGAAGAAAAAAGUUCCCAUUCUUCACUGUGCGUGUGGUAAUGUUUAUAAAACUGACAAAGAACUUGCUAAACAUAAGCCGAAGUGUUGGUUACCAGAUUUCAAAUCAGAAGCCCAAGUGAGAUCUCAGAGGUCCUGCAGAAAUAAAGCAACUCCUAGUGAGUGUGAAACAAUAUCAGAUUCAGAAAGUGGCUCAUCAGUUGUUGAAGAAACUUACUCUAAUGCAUUCAAGUGUUCUGAUUGUGAGUACUCGACUCCUCAAGAGUUUAGGUAUAAGAGGCAUAUAAAAUCCUGCCAUAAGAAAAGGCUGCUAUCUGAAAAAAUCACAUCCAAUAAGAUUGUAAGGGAUGGUGAUCAGGCAAAUAAUCAUUCAGAGCUGCUCACUUUCAAGAACUGCAAGAAAUGCAAUUUUAAGCACAUAACUAUUGAAGGAUUGCGUGAGCAUUACCGAGUGGUCCACAAUUCUCAUUACACUGAUAAUGGUCAGGAAAUCUCACUUCUUUGUACCAAAUGUAAUGACACCUUUUUGACAUAUGCUGGACUUAGAGAGCACAUCUGUGGAGAACGGCAGAUAACAGUAAAAUAUGAGAGAAUUAAACCACGUAUACCAUCAUCAAUUAUGCUGGGUACAAACAGUUCCAUUGUGUUCCUCUGUCCUAGAUGUGUUACCAGAUUUGACACGAUUCAUGAGUUAAAAGAACACUACAGUGCCAAAUGCUGUGCCAAAAGUAAAUUAUAUGCGUGAUGUAUUCUAAUAGUUUAUGUUUUAUCAGGUUAGCCUUUUAAAUAAAUUAUAUUUUCAUACCUUAUUAAACCAAGUUUUCUUUUAAGAUAGUAUUAUCAUGCUGAUGACUGAUUGGUGUCUAUUAAAUUGACUGAUAAGUGAUUGUAACCGAAUAUUUUGUCGUCCUGGACGCUUGUUUGAUACCAGUUUUUCAAACAAUUUUUCCCAGAUAUUUUUUACUACAUGUGUAUCGGUAUAAUCAUCUUAACUCCAAAAAAUUGUAGCUUACAAUCUUAUUAUAUUGUAUUACGAUAAA